GACCAAGAGGUGCCAGGCCAGGUGUGCGCGUCCGUCGGUUCUUCCGUGCCCGCGCCGGAGACCAGCCCCGGAGGCCGCCCGGGCCCGUCCCUGCGCCCGGCACCAUGAAGCAGGAGUCCGCAGCCCAGAACACCCCGCCCCCCUCGCCGCCCGCGCAGCCCUUGGGUGACGACGAUGACCCCCAAGCGCUGUGGAUUUUCGGGUACGGCUCCCUGGUGUGGAGGCCUGACUUCACCUACAGCGACAGCCGAGUGGGCUUCGUGCGCGGAUACAGCCGCCGUUUCUGGCAGGGAGACACCUUCCAUCGGGGCAGCGACAAAAUGCCUGGCCGUGUGGUGACCCUUCUUGAAGAUCGUGAGGGCUGCACUUGGGGUGUGGCAUAUCAGGUGCGAGGUGAGCAGGUGAGCGAGGCCUUGAAGUACCUGAAUGUGCGGGAGGCAGUGCUUGGUGGCUAUGAUACCAAGGAGGUCACCUUUUAUCCCCAAGACAACCCUGACCAACCUCUCAAGGCAUUGGCCUACGUGGCCACCCCACAGAACCCUGGCUACCUGGGCCCUGCGCCUGAGGAGGCCAUUGCUACACAGAUCCUGGCCUGCCGAGGCUUCUCUGGCCACAACCUUGAGUACUUGUUGCGUCUGGCAGACUUCAUGCAGCUCUGUGGGCCUCAGGCACAGGAUGAGCACCUGGCAGCCAUUGUGGAUGCUGUAGGCACUAUGCUGCCCUGCUUCUGCCCUACCAAGCAGGCUCUGGCACUGGUCUGAGGGGGCAGAGCCCCUGCAAGGAGUGCCCAUGUGGACAUCAGGGCCAGCCAACCAUUCCAGUGCACACAUCACUUGAUACAGCUAGAGCCCACUGAGAGGUCACGGUGGGCAGCUGGGGGCUUCUCUUCCUAAGUCCCUGGCUGUCUGUCACCCUCCAGCUCUCCUGCUUGACGUUGACUUACUACUUGAAACUUUAUUUAUGGUACCAUGUUGGUGUGGUGGGCAGGAUGGGGGGCCUGCCCUGGACACAAGGGCCCUGCUGAGCAGUGGCCCCAACCCAGGCCCCUGGUGUCUGACUGGAUUCCCCCCAGUGCUGCUGCUAACCCCAUACCACCCAGGUCUCUACCUACCCAGGGAGCCUCCAAGAGCCUAGAUCUCUGCCCAUCCAGACCAACCAUUCCCUACCCCUGGAAAAAACCACCUGCUCAUCCACCAGGUCCACAGGGCAGAGUUGGAUCUGAUGCCUGGACACAACUACUGAGACUGGGCCUAGGCCUUUUACACAUUUGGUUUCAUUUUCCUGUCCCUCUGUCUGUCUGCUUCUCUGUCUGGGCCACUCCUGUCUGUUGGUCUAUUCCGGGGAGUCUCAUUACUACAGCCCCUGACACCUUUCCAGUCUGCCCCAUACUGUUAUCCAUAAACUGAUCUCUUAUCUGUGC
Molecule: messenger RNA, 1420 nt
Organism: Galeopterus variegatus (Sunda flying lemur)
Lineage: Eukaryota; Metazoa; Chordata; Mammalia; Dermoptera; Cynocephalidae
Gene: CHAC1
Product: ChaC, cation transport regulator homolog 1 (E. coli)
Exons: 3
Coding region: 105-761 (218 amino acids)
Biological process (GO): glutathione catabolic process
Cellular component (GO): cytoplasm
Molecular function (GO): gamma-glutamylcyclotransferase activity; glutathione specific gamma-glutamylcyclotransferase activity
Source: RefSeq, a predicted model, not a curated record